Lathyrus sativus (Indian pea) is the source of this 558-nucleotide messenger RNA. The record is from the annotation of a GenBank genome assembly. Lineage: Eukaryota; Viridiplantae; Streptophyta; Magnoliopsida; Fabales; Fabaceae.
AUGCAAGAUGCAUAUAAAAUCUAUUUCCAAGAUGAAGGUGAAAGGUUUACUUUUGAGACUGCAUGGAGAUUAUUGAAAGAUGAAUCUAAAUGGCUCGCAUGUUCGUCAGAAGCUUCUACAAAAAGAACAAAAAAUUCAGCUUCAGGAGCAUAUUCUUCAUCUUCUAAUCCACAAAUGAGCAGCGAACACGACCCACCAUUAUCUAAUUUGUCUCGUCGUCAAAUCGGUCAAAAGGCAACCAAAAGGAAGGAGAAAGAAAAGCUUAUGGAAAUGUCUUCUACUCCCAAUGUCAAAUAUGAUUCUUUUAAAGAUGACUUUAAAAAAAUUGAUCUGAUGUCAAUGUUUGCACGGGACUAUGCACACAUUGAGGGUGAAAAAUUUGAGAUAGAGGGAAAAAAGGUUGAUGCAAAGAAUAAGAAGGUCGAGAGUGUUAAGGAGAGAUUAAAGAUGAAUGAUUUGCAAAUACUCUCAAAAGAUACAUCAUAUAUGGAUACAAGACUACUACAAGCUCAUGAAAUAUUGUGCGACAUGAUUAGAGAAAAAUAUGGACUUAAUUAG